This is a messenger RNA of Xiphias gladius (swordfish), 1857 nucleotides long. It is a transcript of the gene dtnbb, whose product is annotated as dystrobrevin, beta b. Gene Ontology annotation, biological process: synaptic signaling. NCBI's taxonomy places the organism in Eukaryota, Metazoa, Chordata, Actinopteri, Istiophoriformes, Xiphiidae. The transcript is spliced from 18 exons. The record is from RefSeq and is a predicted model, not a curated record. Bases 1 to 1857 code for a protein of 618 amino acids. Gene Ontology annotation, cellular component: synapse; plasma membrane. Gene Ontology annotation, molecular function: zinc ion binding.
AUGAUCGAGGAAGGCAGUAAACGAGGCAAGGCCAUGGUGGAGAAGAGACAGCUCUUCAUGGAAAUGAGAGCUCAAAACUUCGAUGUUAUCAGACUGUCAACUUACAGGACUGCCUGCAAACUCCGGUUUGUGCAAAAGAGAUGCAACCUUCAUCUGGUGGAUGUCUGGAACAUGAUCGAAGCCUUUCGUGACAACGGGCUCAACACAUUGGACCACAAUGCUGAAAUCAAUGUGUCGCGGCUGGAGACUAUCCUGUCUUCCAUCUACUACCAGCUCAACAAGCGGCUGCCCACAACCCACCAGAUCAAUGUUGAACAGUCCAUUGGGCUGCUGCUCAACUUCAUGGUGGCCACCUAUGACAGUGAAAGCCAUGGGAAGUUGACAGUUUUCUCAAUGAAAUCAAUGCUGGCAACAAUGUGUGGGGGGAAGAUUGUGGACAAACUACGUUAUAUUUUCUCUCAGAUCUCUGACUCGAGUGGAGUCAUGGUGUUUGCCAAGUUUGAUCAGUUUCUCCGGGAGGUGCUGAAGCUGCCCACAGCUGUGUUUGAGGGCCCUUCGUUCGGCUACACGGAGCAUUCGGUGCGGACGUGCUUCCCUCAGCAGAAGAAGAUCAUGCUGAACACAUUUUUGGACGUGUUGAUGGCAGAUCCUCCUCCUCAGUGUCUCGUAUGGCUACCACUCAUGCACCGACUUGCUAAUGUUGAAAAUGUCUUCCAUCCGGUGGAAUGUUCAUAUUGCCGGAGCGAGAGCAUGAUGGGUUUCCGGUAUCGGUGCCAGCAGUGCCAUGGCUACCAGCUUUGUCAGAGCUGCUUCUGGCGCGGCCAUGCCAAUGGUCCCCAUAGCAACCAGCACCAGAUGAAGGAGCACUCAUCUUGGAAGUCUCCAGCCAAAAAGCUGAGCCACGCAAUCAGUAAAUCUCUAGGCUGCGUCCCCAUCGGAGAGCCACCGCAUCCUGUGUUCCCCGAGCAGGCCGAGAGACCACAGGAACUCACCCAUACCGUUCAGCCGAAACCAGUGGCCAACAACAUGAACGACACAAUGCUCAUGUCCUCUGGGGCGCCUACUCCUACCAAAAGUGUCUUGGAGAGUCCCAGCCGGCUAGAUGAAGAGCACCGCCUCAUCGCUCGCUACGCUGCCCGCCUGGCAGCCGAGGCGGGCAACUCCACACAACAAUGUCCCCCAACAGAUCUGAGUUUCAACUUCGAUGCCAAUAAGCAGCAGAGACAGCUGAUUGCGGAGCUGGAGAACAAAAACAGGGAGAUCCUCCAGGAGAUCCAGAGGCUGCGUUUGGAGCAUGAACAGGCCUCUCAGCCGACCCCAGAAAAAGCCCAGCAGAAUCCCACACUUCUGACUGAACUGCGGCUCCUCAGACACAGGAAGGAUGAGCUAGAGAGGCGCAUGUCAGCCCUGCAGGAGAGCAGACGGGAGCUGAUGGUGCAGCUGGAGGGGCUCAUGCGGCUGCUAAAAGAUGAGGAGCAGAAGCAGGCUUCCCAGUCCGGAGGCUCCCCUCAUUCUUCCCCCAGCCACGGUGCGGGCUGCUCCAUGCCCAUGCCUAUACGCUCCACCUCGGCUGGGUCCACCCCAACUCACACACCACAGGACUGCCUGGCAGGGGUGGGAGGGGACGUGCUGGAGGCCUUUGCUCAGGGUGUACCUAGAAAUCUUCGGAACGAUCUAUUAGUCGCUGCUGAUUCAAUCACCAACACCAUGUCAUCUCUGGUGAAAGAGCUCCACUCAGUAGAUGACGGAGGAGAGGAGGAAGAGACCAACAUGAGGAACGGUGGGGACAGAGGUGAGUCCAGGCACAGUGAGAGCACAGAAGCACUGAGGGAAAGAGAACACUAUCCCAUCCUGUAA